Messenger RNA from Colletotrichum higginsianum IMI 349063, 1755 nucleotides. RefSeq names its product MFS drug. Lineage: Eukaryota; Fungi; Ascomycota; Sordariomycetes; Glomerellales; Glomerellaceae. Gene Ontology annotation, molecular function: transmembrane transporter activity. The coding region runs from base 1 to 1755 and encodes 584 amino acids. The transcript has a single exon. The record is from RefSeq and is a predicted model, not a curated record. Gene Ontology annotation, biological process: transmembrane transport.
AUGACGGCUGAAAAGGUCCAGAAUCUUCCUCCACACAACACGCCGCCGCAUGAUCGAGAUGGAGAAGGCGACCAAGAGAAGAGAAGCACCGACCAAGGCGAGGAAGGCAGCACGACAACCACGGAGACCAAGAUACCGCCGGGCCGCAGCCGGGCCCAGACGGCCGUCCUGAUGCUGGCGCUUUGCAUGGCCGUCUUCCUCGCGGCGCUCGAUGCCGUCAUCAUCACGACGGCGCUGCCGACCAUCGCGCGCGAGGUCGGCGCCUCGGACUCGGGCUUCGCCUGGAUCGGCGCCGCGUACCUUCUCGCCAACGCCGCGUCGGUGCCGUUCUGGGGCCGACUCAGCGACGUCUUCGGGCGCAAGCCGAUCCUCGUCCUGGCCGACGCCGUCUUCAUGGUGGGCAGCGUCGCGUCGGCGCUCGCGCACGCGCCGGGGCCGCUCGUGGCGGGCCGCGCCGUGCAGGGGCUCGGGGGCAGCGGGCUGAUGGCGCUCGUCAACAUCACGGUGGGCGACCUGUUCAGCCCGCGGGAGCGUGGGGCGUACUUUGGUGUCAUCGGCGCCGUCUGGGGCCUCGCCAGCGGCAUCGGGCCGCUCAUCGGCGGCGGGCUGACGGAGGUCGUGUCGUGGCGGUGGUGCUUCUGGGUCAACCUCCCGAUCGCGGGCGCCUCGCUGGUGAUCCUCGUCUUCUUCUUGCACGUCCACGCGCCCAGGACACCCCUCGUCAAGGGGCUGGCAACCAUUGACUGGCUCGGCGCGCUCAUCUUCACGGGUGCGACGCUGAUGCUCCUCCUCGGGCUGCAGUUCGGCGGGGUCCGGGACCCCUGGGGCUCGCCGACGGUCGUUUGCCUCCUCGUCUUCGGCGCCGCCGGCUACGGCGUCUUCGUGCUGGUCGAGCGCUCGGCGCGGUACCCGCUGAUGCCGGGGUCGCUGUUCCGCAACCGGUCGGUGGUCGCCUGCUACGCGGCCGACUUCUGCCACGGGCUGGGGUUCGCGGCUGUGGCCUUCUUUCUGCCGCUGUACUUCCAGGCGGUGCUCGGCGCGGGGCCGCUGCAGUCGGGCGUGUGGCUGCUCGCGACGGCGCUGCCGCUGGCGGCGUGCACCGUGGGCGUCGGGGUCGCGAUCAAGCGGACGGGGCGGUACGUCGAGAUCGUGCGGGGGUCGAUGGCGCUGUCGGCGGUGGCGUUCGGGCUGUUCGUGACGCUGCCGGCGCGGCGCGACUGGCCGCGGCUGGUGCUGUUCCAGGUGGUCGCGGCGCUCGGGGUGUCGCCGAACCUACAGGCGCUGCUGAUCGCGGUGCAGGUGCAGGUGAGGCCGGGGGACGUGGCGGCGGGGACGGCUGCGUUCGCGUUCGUGAGGCACGUCGCGCUCGGGACGGGCGUGGUGGUCGGGCAGUUCAUCUUCCAGAGCGUCGUGGGCGGGCACGCCGGGAGGAUGGCGGAGGCCGGGGUGCCGCGGGAGCUGGCGGCGAGCCUCGGGGCGGGGUCGGCGAUCGCGGCGCACGGGGUGGUGGUCGAGGCGCUGGGGGAGGCCCAGAAGGGGGUCGUCAGGGCGGCGGUGGCGGACGGGAUCAGCAAGUUGUGGAUCUUCUUCUGCGUCGCGUCCGGGGUCGGGCUGGCGGCGACCUUCUUUGUGCGUCAGGUUGAGCUGAGCCGGGAGCACACGGAGACGCGGACGGGGUUGAAGGCGGAGGAGGCCCAGGCUGUCGAGGACGAGAGGACGAGGGUGAGGGCGACGAAGGGCGAGAGUGCGGUCUGA